UCAGUUACUACAUCGACUGACUCUUAGGGAGUUAGGCUCACUCAUUCUCCCCUUCAGGAUUCAGAUCGUAGAAGCAGUUAAUUUCAUAGAUAAACUUAAAAAAAAAACAGAGAGGACUUUAUUUAAUUUUUUUUUAAUUUUCUGGAAGGCUACUUUGGUUUCUUAUUAUUAUCUGGCCUAAGUCUGAAAAACGUACUGGAGUACAUUUCAUUAAGAUAUUCACUGCUGCCUUGAUAUUUUUAUUUUUGCCCAAAUGAUUUGGUAUGAAGAAGUAGAAGAUUGUUAUGAAAGGGAAGAUGUUCAAAAGAAAACAUUCACAAAAUGGAUAAAUGCACAAUUUUCUAAGUUUGGGAAACAACAUAUUGAAGAUCUUUUCAAUGAUCUUCAGGAUGGAAGAAGACUCUUGGACCUCCUUGAAGGUCUUACAGGUCAAAAAUUGCCAAAAGAAAAAGGCUCCACAAGAGUUCACUCUCUGAACAAUGUCAACAAGGCACUGCAGAUCUUGCAGAAAAAUAAUGUUGAUUUAGUGAAUAUUGGAAGCACAGAUAUAGUAGAUGGAAAUCAUAAAUUGACUCUUGGUUUGAUCUGGAAUAUAAUUCUCAAUUGGCAGGUCAAAAAUGUAAUGAAAAAUAUCAUGGCUGGGUUGCAGCAAACAAACAGUGAAAAGAUCUUGCUGAGCUGGGUACGUCAAUCAACUCGCCACUAUCCACAGGUCAAAGUCAUCAACUUCACUACAAGCUGGUCAGAUGGACUGGCUUUUAAUGCACUCAUUCACAGUCACAGGCCUGAUCUCUUUGAUUGGGAUUGUGUGGUUCGCCAGCAGUCAGCUGUACAACGAUUAGAACAUGCAUUUAACAUAGCCAAAAAUCAGUUGGGUAUAGAGAAACUGCUUGAUCCUGAAGAUGUUGCAACAGCCUAUCCAGAUAAGAAGUCUAUCUUAAUGUAUGUCACAACACUCUUCCAAGUUCUGCCUCAACAAAUAAGCAUGGAAGCUAUUCAUGAAGUAGAGAUGUUGCCAAGACCAUCAAAAGGUCCUCAAGGAGAACAUUUUCAAUUGCACCAUGAAAUGCACUAUUCUCAGCAGAUCACAGUCAGUUUAGCACAGGGCCAUGUGCGAACUUCCUCAUCUCUUCAACCUCGAUUCAAAAGCUAUGCCUAUACUCAAGCUGCUUAUGUAACAUCCUCUGACCCAGGAAAGAGGCCAUUUUCUUCACAGCAUGUGGAAGUUCCUGAUGACAAGUCUCUGAGUACUUCAUUGAUGGAGACUGAAGUAAACCUGGAUAGCUACCAAACAGCUUUAGAAGAAGUACUGACAUGGCUUCUCUCUGCUGAAGAUGCUUUACAAGCACAAGGUGAAAUUUCAAAAGAUGUUGAAGAAGUGAAAGAACAGUUUCACACCCAUGAGGGUUAUAUGAUGGAAUUAACAGCUCACCAGGGACGAGUUGGCAAUGUUCUGCAAUUGGGAAGCCAACUGAUCAGAACUGGGAAGCUUUCAGAAGAUGAAGAAAAUGAAAUCCAAGAACAAAUGAAUCUCCUCAAUUCUCGAUGGGAAUGUCUCAGGGUGGCUAGCAUGGAAAAACAAAGCAAUUUACAUAAAGUUUUAAUGGAUCUUCAGAAUCAUCAAUUAACACAUUUAACUGCCUGGUUAUCUGAAACUGAAGCCAGGACAAAGAAAAUGGAGGCAGAGUCCUUGGGUCCUGAUCUUGAAGACCUAAAACGCCAAAUCCAACAACAUAAGGUGCUUCAAGAAGAUUUAGAGCAAGAACAAGUUAGAGUCAAUUCUCUCACUCACAUGGUGGUAGUGGUGGAUGAAACUAGUGGUGACAAAGCAACUGCUGACCUGGAGAAACAGUUACAGGUUUUGGGAGACCGAUGGGCCAAUAUAUGUCGAUGGACAGAAGAUCGCUGGGUUCUCCUACAAGACAUCCUUCUGAAAUGGCAACGAUUUACCAAAGAACAGUGCCUCUUUGAUACGUGGCUUUCUGAAAAAGAAAGUGCAGUACACAAUAUCCAUACCACUGGCUUUAAGGACCAGAAUGAAAUGUUAUCUAGUCUUCGCAAGCUGGCUAUUUUAAAAGGAGAGCUAGAAAUGAAGAAACAAACAAUGGAUAAAUUGUGUUCACUCAGUCAGGAUCUACUCUCAACUCUAAAAAACAAGAUAGUAGCUCAAAAGAUAGAAGCAUGGCUGGAAAGCUUUGCCAAACGUUGGGAUAAUCUGAUCCAAAAACUUGAAAAGAGUUCUGUGCAGAUUUCACAGGCUGUCACCACCACUCAGACAUCUCUAACACAGACAACUGUAAUGGAAACUGUAACUAUGGUGACCACAAGGGAAGAAAUCCUGGUAAAGCAUGCCAAAGAGGAGCCGCUACCAUCACCUCCCCAAAAGAAGAGACAGAUUGUUGUGGAUUCAGAAAUUAGGAAAAGGUUUGAUGCUGAUACAACUGAACUUCACAGCUGGAUGACUCGAUCAGAAGCUGUAUUGCAAAGCCCUGAAUUUGCAAUAUAUAGAAAAGAAGGCAACCUUUCAGACCUCAAAGAAAAAGUCAAUGUCAUAGAGCGAGAAAAGCCCGAGAAGUACAGAAAACUACAAGAUGCCAGCAGAUCAGCUCAGGCAUUGGUGGAACAGAUGGUGAAUGAAGGCGGCAAUGCAGACAACAUCAAGCAAGCCUCUGAACAGCUGAACAGCCGAUGGAUUGAGUUCUGUCAGUUGCUAAAUGAAAGACUUUCCUGGCUGGAGUAUCAGAACAACAUCAUUACUUUCUACACUCAGCUACAGCAAUUGGAGCAGCAGACAACCACUGCUGAAAACUGGGUGAAAGCACAAGCCACACCAGCUGCAGAACCUGCUGCAGUAAAAAUGCAGCUAAAAAACUGUAAGGAUGAAGUUGCUCGCCUGUCAACUCUUCAGCCUCAAGUUGAACGAUUAAAAAUUCAAAGCAUAGCAUUGAAAGAAAAAGAACAAUGCCCCAUGUUCCUGGAUGCAGACUUUGUUGCUUUUACUAACCAUUUUAAACAAAUACUUUCUGAUCUACAGUCUAGAGAGAAUCAACUUCAAGCUACUUUGGACAGUUUACCUCCUACACAUUAUUUGGAAAUGAUGAAUACUAUACUUACAUGUAUUCAGCAAUCAGAAACCAAACUCUCUAUACCUCAGGUAUCUGUCACUGAAUAUGAAACCAUGGAGCAAAGACUCAGGGAGUUAAAGGCUUUGCAAAGUUCUCUUCAGGAGCAACAGCCAGGUCUGAAUCUGCUCAAUACAACAGUGGAAGAGAUGUCAAAGAAAGCUCCCCCAGAAAUUAAUAAAAAAUAUCAGUUAGAACUUGAAGGUAUACAGACCCGUUGGAAGAAGUUAUCAUCACAACUGUUGGAACACUGCCAAAAAUUAGAAGAACAGAUGACUAAACUCCAACAAUUCCAGAAUGACAUAAAAACCCUGAAGAAAUGGAUGGCAGAAGUUGAUGUUUUCCUGAAGGAAGAAUGGCCAGUCCUUGGGGAUUCAGAAGCUUUGGAAAAACAACUGGAACAGUGCACAGUUUUAGUAAAUGAUAUCCAAACAAUCCAUCCAAGUUUAAUCAGUGUCAAUGAUAUUGGGGAGAAGAUAAAGAAUGAAGCAGAACCACAGUUUGCUUCCAAAGUUCAAGCAGAAUUAAAAGAACUUAAUGAUCAGUGGGACCAUAUUUGCCAACAGGCACAUGCUAAAAAGGAAGCCCUGAAAGGAGGUUUGGAUAAGACCGUAAGCCUUCGAAAAGACUUGUCUGAGAUGCAUGAAUGGAUAACACAAGCAGAAGAGGAAUACUUGGAGAGGGAUUUUGAGUAUAAAACACCAGAUGAGCUCCAAAAAGCAGUUGAAGAAUUGAAGAGUGCUAAGGAAGAAGCCCUACAGAAAGAAGUCAAAGUUAAACUCCUCACAGACUCUAUGAAUAAUUUCAUAGCACGCGCUCCACCUGUCGCACAUGAUGCCUUAAAAAAGGAACUCGACACCCUAAUUACUAACUACCAACGACUCUGCAGUAGACUUAAUGGAAAAUGCAAGACUUUGGAGGAGGUCUGGGCAUGCUGGUGUGAAUUACUGUCAUACUUGGAGACUGAAAACAAGUGGCUAACUGAGGUAGAAAUCAAACUAAAAGCAACUGAAAACAUCCCAGGUGGAGCUGAGGAAAUUUCUGAAGCUCUUGAUUCGCUUGAAAAUUUAAUGCAGCAUCCAGAAGAAAACCGAAAUCAGAUUCGAGAACUAGCACAAACACUAACAGAUGGUGGAAUUCUAGAUGAACUUAUCAAUGAGAAACUGGAGAAAUUUAAUUCUUGGUGGGAAGACCUUCAUCAAGAGGCUGUGAGGAGGCAGAAAUUUCUGGAACAGAGUAUCCAGUCUGCCCAGGAAACUGACAAAACCCUUCGGCUGAUUCAAGAGUCUCUGGCAUUCAUUGACAGACAGUUAACGGCCUUUAUUACAGACAGAGUAGAUGCAGCCCAAGUUCCCCAGGAAGCUCAGAAAAUCCAAUCUGAUUUAACAAGCCAUGAGAUUAGCUUAGAAGAAAUGAAGAAACGUAACCAAGGAAAGGAUACUGCCAAGAGGGUUCUCACCCAGAUUGAAGUAGCACAGAAAAAAUUGCAGGAUGUUUCUGUGAAGUUCCGCUUAUUCCAAAAGCCAGCCAAUUUUGAGCAGCGUCUAGAGGAAAGUAAGAGAGUGUUAGAUGAAGUGAAAAUGCAGUUCCCUGUAUUGGAAAUGAAAAGUGUUGAACAGGAAGUAGUACAGUCACAGCUGGAUCAUUGCAUGAAAUUAUACAAAAGCCUGAGUGAGGUGAAGUCUGAGGUGGAAAAUGUGAUAAAAACUGGUCGACAGAUUGUGCAGAAACAACAGACAGAAAAUCCCAAAGAACUUGAUGAAAGACUAACUGCUUUGAAGUUGCAUUAUAAUGAUUUGGGUGCAAAAGUAACAGAAAAGAAGCAACAGUUAGAGAAAUGUUUGAAAUUGUCAAGGAAGUUGCGGAAGGAAAUGAAUGCCUUAACAGAGUGGCUGGCAGCAACAGAUACAGAAUUGACAAAGAGAUCGGCAGUUGAAGGAAUGCCUGCUAAUUUGGAUGCUGAGAUUGCAUGGGGAAAGGCUACUCAGAAAGAGAUUGAGAAAAGACAACCUCAGCUAAAGAUCAUAACUGAUUUAGGAACAUCCCUAAAGACAGUGCUGGGCAAAAAGGAAAAUCUGGUAGAUGAUAAACUCAGCCUUCUGAAGAGUAAUUGGAUUGCAGUAACAUCUCGAGCAGAAGAAUGGUUAAAUCUACUAUUGGAAUACCAGAAACACAUGGAAACUUUUGAUGAAAAUGUAGCUCACAUCACCUCCUGGAUCUCUCAUGCUGAAAUAUUAUUGGAUGAAUCAGAGAAAAAGAAAACUCAGCAGAAAGAAGAUGUACUUAAGUGCUUAAAGGCUGAACUGAAUGAUAUGCGUCCAAAGGUGGACUCUACGCAUGACCAGGCUAUAAAUUUGAUGACAAAUCGUGGCGACCACUGCAGGAAAGUAAUAGAGCCCAAACUGACAGAGCUCAACCAUCGAUUUGCAGCUAUUUCUCAAAGAAUUAAGACUGGAAAGGCCUCCAUUCCUUUGAAGGAAUUGGAGCAGUUUAACUCAGAUAUACAAAAAUUGCUUGAACCACUGGAGGCUGAAAUUCAGCAGGGGGUGAAUCUGAAAGAGGAAGACUUCAAUAAAGAUAUGAGUGAAGACAAUGAGGGUACUGUAAAAGAGUUGUUGCAAAGAGGAGACACCUUACAACAAAGAAUCACAGAUGAGAGAAAGCGAGAGGAAAUAAAGAUAAAACAGCAGCUGUUACAGACAAAACAUAAUGCUCUCAAGGAUUUGAGGUCUCAGAGAAGAAAAAAGGCUCUAGAAAUUUCUCAUCAGUGGUAUCAGUACAAGAGGCAGGCUGAUGAUCUACUGAAAUGCUUGGAUGACAUUGAGAAAAAAUUAGCCAGUCUACCAGAACCCAAAGAUGAAUGGAAACUAAAGGAGAUUGAUCGUGAGUUGCAGAAGAAGACAGAAGAGUUGAAUGCGGUGCACAGACAAGCUGAGAGCUUGUCUAAGGAUGGGGCCGCAAAGGCUGUGGAGCCAACCCUGAUCCAGCUCAGCAAGCGCUGGCGAGAAAUUGAGAGCAAAUUUGCUCAGUUUCGGAGACUCAACUAUGCACAAAUUCAAACUGUUCGUGAAGAAACAACAAUGGUGAUGACCGAAGGUUUGCCUUUGGAAACCUCUUAUGUGCCUUCUACUUAUCUUGCUGAGAUUCUUCGGGUCAUACAAACCAUAUCCGAAGUGGAAUUUCUUCUUAAUACCCCUGAUCUCAAUGCUAAAGACUUUGAGGACCUGUUCAAGCAAGAAGAAUGUCUGAAGAAUGUGAAGGACAAUUUGCAAAGAAUUUCAAGUCAGGUUGAUGUCAUUCACAAUAAGAAGACAGCAGCCUUACAAAAUGCUACACCUGUGGAAGCUACUAAGAUAAAAGAAGCUCUAACUCAACUCAAUUUGCAGUGGGAGACAAUUAACAAGAUAUAUAAGGAUCGACAAGGGAAGUUUGACAGAUGUGUGGAAAAAUGGCGGUGUUUUCAUUAUGAUAUGAAAAUAUUUAACCAGUGGUUAACAGAAGCAGAACAGUUUUUAGAUAAAACAAAGCAUCCGGAUAACUUGGAUGAUACUAAAUACAGAUGGUACCUUAAGGAGCUCCAAGAUGGCAUCAGUCGGCAGCAAACUGUUGUCAAGGAAUUAACUGUAACUGGAGAAGAGAUCAUUGAACAAUCCUCAAAAGGAGAUGCGAGUAUUUUAGAGGAUAAACUGGAUUACCUGAAUGUUCGGUGGCAGGAGGUCUGCAGACAGCUGGAAGAAAGAAAAAAGAGGUUAGAAGAACAAAAGAAUAUUUUGUCAGAAUUUGAAGGUGACUUGAAUGAAUUUAUUUUAUGGUUGAAGGAAGCAGAAAGCAUUGUCAGUAUCCCUCUUGAACCAGGAAAUGAACAGCAAUUAAAGGAUGUACUGAAAAAAGUCAAGUUACGAGUGGAAGAAUUGCCAGCACGCCAGGGUAUACUGAAACAAUUAAAUGAAUCAGGAGGUACUGUUCUUGUAAGUGAAACCAUAAACCCAGAAGAACGCGAUAAACUGGAGAAUAAACGCAAAGAGGCAAACCUUCGAUGGAUAAAGAUUUCUAAAGAGUUACCUGAGAAACAGAAAGAAAUUGAAGCUCUGCUAAAGAAUUUUGUGCAGUUUGAAGAAGAGUUGCAUCAUUUGACAUUGUGGUUGAUCCCAAUUAAGAGUCAAUUGGAAUUUUACAACCAAGCAAGCCAGACAGAGCCCUUUGAUAUUAAGGAAAUCGAAGCAGCAGUUCAAGCUAAACAGCCGGAUGUGGAAGGAAUUUUGUCUAAAGGGUGGCAUUUAUACAAGGAAAAAUCAGUCACUGAGCCAGUAAAGAGAAAAUUAGAAGAUUUGAGCUCUGACUGGAAGGCAGUAAAUCAUUUACUUGAAGAUAUAAGGGGAAAGCCAAAAGAAGUAGCAUCUGGACCUACUGUUCCUGGUGUCUCUCCUGGUCAAACUGUUACUGUGGUUACGCAAACUCUGGUUACUAAGGAAACUACCAUCUCCAAACUAGAAAUGCCAUCUUCCUUGCUGUUGGAGGUACCAGCCCUAGCUGACUUCAACAAGGCGUGGACAGAGCUCACUGACUGGCUUUCCUUGCUUGAUCGUGUGAUAAAAACUCAGAAGGUGAUGGUGGGUGAUCUUGAAGACAUCAAUGACAUGAUCAUCAAACAGAAGGCAACACUACAGGAUUUGGAGCAGCGGCGCCCCCAACUGGAAGAACUGAUUACUGCGGCACAAAAUUUGAAAAACAAGACCGGCAACCAAGACGCCAGAACAAUCAUUACUGAUCGCAUUGAAAAAAUACAGAGUCAAUGGGAUGAAGUCCAAGAACAUCUUCAGAGGAGAAAACAGCAGCUGAAUGAAAUGCUGAAAGAUUCUGCUCAAUGGUUAGAAGCCAAGAAAGAAGCUGAAUGGACCCUGGAGAAAGCCAAAACAAGGCUAGAGUCAUGGAAAGAGAUUCCUUACACAAUGGAAGGAAUCAGAAAACAAUCCACAGAAAUUAAGCAAUUGGCAAAAGAACUACGUCAGUGGCAGAUAAAUGUGGAUGUGGCAAAUGAUUUGGCAAGAAAACUUCUCCGAGAUUAUUCAACAGAUGAUACCAGAAAAGUACAAAUGAUAACAGAUAAUAUCAAUGGCACUUGGGCUGACAUUAAUAAAAGGGUUAAUGAGAGAGAAGCUGCUCUGGAAGCAGCCCAUCGAUUGCUACAACAGUUCCCCCUGGAUCUGGAAACGUUCCUUGCCUGGCUCACUGAGGCAGAGACCACAGCCAAUGUCCUACAGGCUGCCACCCACAAAGAGAGAAUACUGGAGGACCCCAAGGGAGUUCGAGAGCUCAUGAAACAGUGGCAGGAUCUCCAGGGAGAAAUUGAAGCUCACACUGAUAUCUUCCACAACCUGGAUGAAAAUGGCCAGAAAAUUCUGAGAUCCUUAGAAGGUUCUGAUGAUGCUGUCUUGUUACAAAGACGCUUGGAUACCAUGAACUUCAAGUGGAGUGAGCUGAGGAAAAAGUCUCUCAACAUUAGAUCUCAUCUAGAAGUGAGUUCAGACCAGUGGAAACGUCUGCAUCUCUCUCUUCAGGAACUUCUAGUGUGGCUCCAACUUAAAGAUGAUGAGCUAAGCCGACAGGCACCUAUUGGAGGCGACUACCCUGCAGUACAACAGCAGAAUGAUAUACACAGGGCCUUCAAGAGAGAGUUGAAAACCAAAGAACCUGUAAUCACAAGUACACUUGAGACAGUGAGAAUCUUUCUUUCAGAGAAACCUUUGGAGGAACUUGAGAAGCAUUACCAGGAACCCAGAGAGCUACCUCCUGAGGAGAGGGCCCAGAAUGUCACAAGACUCCUGAGAAAGCAAGCUGAUGAAGUCAGCACUGAAUGGGAAAAAUUGAACCUACAUUCUGUUGAUUGGCAGAAAAAGAUAGAUGAAGCCCUAGAAAGGCUACAGGGACUUCAGGAAGCAAUGGAUGGACUGGACUUAAAAUUACGUCAGGCUGAAGUAAUCAAGGGUUCUUGGCAGCCAGUGGGAGAUCUCCUAAUUGACUCUCUGCAAGAUCAUCUAGAGAAAGUCAAGGCACUUCGAGGAGAAAUUGCCCCUCUUGAAGAAAAUGUAAACCACAUCAAUGGCCUUGCCCGACAACUCACAACAUCCGGUAUUCAGCUUUCUCCAUUUAACCUCAAUAGUCUGGAAGACCUGAAUACCAGGUGGAAACUUCUGCUGGUGGCCAUUGAUGAGCGCAUCAGGCAGUUGCAUGAAGCCCACAGGGACUUUGGCCCCACAUCCCAGCACUUCCUUUCCACUUCUGUCCAGGGUCCGUGGGAGAGAGCAAUCUCACCAAACAAAGUGCCAUACUACAUCAACCAUGAGACCCAAACAACCUGCUGGGAUCAUCCCAAAAUGACUGAGCUCUACCAGUCUCUAGCUGACCUGAAUAAUGUCAGGUUCUCGGCUUAUAGAACUGCCAUGAAACUCCGUAGACUGCAGAAGGCCCUUUGCCUGGAUCUCCUGAGUCUGUCUGCUGCAUGUGAUGCCUUGGACCAGCACAACCUCAAACAAAACGACCAGCCCAUGGACAUCCUACAGAUCAUUAAUUGUUUGACCACUAUUUAUGAUCGACUGGAGCAAGAGCACAAUAACCUGGUCAAUGUUCCUCUCUGUGUGGACAUGUGCCUCAACUGGCUGCUGAAUGUUUAUGAUACGGGUCGCACAGGAAGAAUCCGUGUCCUAUCUUUUAAAACUGGUGUUAUUUCCCUGUGUAAAGCACAUUUGGAAGACAAGUACAGAUAUCUUUUUAAGCAGGUGGCAAGUUCAAUGGGAUUUUGUGACCAGCGCAGAUUGGGCCUCCUUCUGCAUGAUUCGAUCCAAAUCCCAAGGCAACUGGGUGAAGUUGCCUCCUUUGGAGGCAGCAACAUCGAGCCAAGUGUCAGGAGCUGCUUCCAGUUUGCUAAUAAUAAGCCAGAAAUAGAAGCAGCUCUCUUCUUGGAUUGGAUGAGGCUGGAACCUCAGUCAAUGGUGUGGCUGCCUGUGCUCCACAGGGUGGCUGCUGCAGAAACUGCCAAGCACCAGGCGAAGUGUAAUAUCUGUAAAGAGUGCCCCAUUAUUGGAUUCAGGUACAGGAGCUUAAAGCACUUUAACUAUGACAUCUGCCAAAGCUGCUUCUUUUCUGGCCGAGUUGCAAAAGGCCAUAAAAUGCACUACCCCAUGGUAGAAUACUGCACGCCAACAACUUCAGGAGAAGAUGUUCGGGACUUUGCAAAGGUACUAAAGAACAAAUUUCGAACAAAAAGGUAUUUUGCGAAGCAUCCACGAAUGGGGUAUCUGCCUGUGCAAACAGUCUUGGAGGGGGACAACCUAGAAACUCCUGUUACUCUGAUCAACUUCUGGCCAGUAGAUUCUGCGCCUGCCUCGUCCCCUCAGCUCUCACAUGAUGAUACUCAUUCACGCAUUGAGCAUUAUGCUAGCAGGCUAGCAGAAAUGGAAAACAGCAAUGGAUCUUAUCUAAAUGAUAGCAUUUCUCCUAAUGAGAGCAUAGAUGAUGAACAUUUGUUAAUCCAGCAUUACUGCCAAAGUUUGAACCAGGAGUCCCCCCUGAGCCAGCCUCGUAGUCCUGCCCAGAUCUUGAUUUCCUUAGAGAGUGAGGAAAGAGGGGAGCUAGAGAGAAUUCUAGCAGAUCUUGAGGAAGAAAACAGGAAUCUACAAGCAGAAUAUGAUCGACUGAAACAGCAGCAUGAACACAAAGGCCUGUCCCCACUGCCAUCCCCUCCUGAGAUGAUGCCCAUCUCUCCCCAGAGUCCCCGGGAUGCUGAGCUCAUUGCAGAAGCCAAGCUACUGCGCCAGCACAAAGGCCGCCUGGAAGCCAGGAUGCAGAUCCUGGAGGAUCAUAAUAAGCAGCUGGAGUCACAGCUGCAUAGACUAAGACAGCUACUGGAACAACCCCAGGCAGAGGCCAAGGUGAAUGGCACAACAGUAUCCUCUCCUUCCACCUCUUUACAGAGGUCAGAUAGCAGUCAGCCAAUGCUGCUUCGAGUAGUUGGCAGUCAGACUUCAGAAACCAUGGGUGAGGAUGACCUACUCAGUCCUCCUCCUCAGGACACAAGCACAGGGUUAGAAGAAGUAAUGGAACAGCUUAAUAACUCCUUUCCAAGUACAAGAGGAAGAAAUGCCCCUGGAAAGCCAAUGAGAGAGGACACAAUGUAGGAAACCUUUUCCACAUGGCAGAUGAUCUGGGCAGAGCGAUGGAAACCUUAGUUACAGUCAUGACUGAUGAAGAAAGGUUAGAA
Molecule: messenger RNA, 11379 nt
Organism: Antechinus flavipes (yellow-footed antechinus)
Lineage: Eukaryota; Metazoa; Chordata; Mammalia; Dasyuromorphia; Dasyuridae
Gene: DMD
Product: dystrophin
Exons: 79
Coding region: 254-11296 (3680 amino acids)
Biological process (GO): synaptic signaling
Cellular component (GO): plasma membrane
Molecular function (GO): protein binding; zinc ion binding
Source: RefSeq, a predicted model, not a curated record